Adineta ricciae is the source of this 2331-nucleotide messenger RNA. Lineage: Eukaryota; Metazoa; Rotifera; Eurotatoria; Adinetida; Adinetidae. The record is from the annotation of a GenBank genome assembly.
AUGCGCGGUCCAAAACAGCGUAAGGUCGUUACGCCGAUCAAGGAUAUAAAUCCUAAUACCGUUAUUCAAGAGCAUAUAGUUAAGAACACUAAUGCACCAAACGUUUUGAUUGCUGAAUACGAUGUUAUUCACAAAGAGAGACCGCAGUCGUGUUGGAAACGUGAUUUAAUUAUUCCACGAUGGCUCUUAUUAACAUUAGUUACAUUGGGUAUUCUCGCUAUGGCAGCGUUUCUCGUUUUUGCGACGAUUGUUACGUUGCAAAAGCAAGGUUAUGGUGGUCCAUGUAAAAGUAACAGUGAUUGCCGGCAAGAUCUGGGUUUGAUGUGUAACAAUUAUCAUUGCGGAUGUGCGUAUUCGCAUUUUUGGAGUGAGACGUAUUUAACCUGCGAACGACGACGAAUGAUCAAUCGAACAUGUGUUAACAAUUCGGAAUGUGAUAUUUUAGCAAAUCUGCAGUGUUUCAAUGUUACGCUAAGUAAUGGUGAUAUUCAACUUCAAUGCCAGUGUAAAGCUUCACUAAAUUGGAACGGUGUACAGUGUGCAGCUCAAGGAUUAUACAAUGACACGUGUCUUACCAGCGCGAACUGUGAUACGACGAGGUAUUUAUACUGCGAUUCAUCACUGGGGAAUAUAUGUCAGUGUAACUCGUCGAUGUUUUGGAACGGGAAGAUAGGUUCGGGUACAUGUGAAUAUAAGCGAACAGUCAAUCAGUAUUGCUAUCCGUAUGAUAAUAGUUGGUGCGAUUACUCUGCUCCCAUGGGUCAAGGUCUGACAUGUGCUAAAUAUUCGAAUCCCUAUGGCAGUGAAUAUGGUGUGUGUCAAUGUGGAUCCACUCAAUUCUAUAACGGUACAGCUUCAUUGGGUAAUGGCUAUUGUGAGCCACUACGCACUUUUAAUAAAUCCUGCUCUGCAAGUUCAAAUUGUGAUUAUCGAAAAAAUUUGAUAUGUACAAACAACCUCUGUUCAUGUCCAUCGAGUACAAAUUAUGAUCCAACGGCUGUUGUUACUGCCGGUGUUACGGGCUAUUGUACACCAGCAGCAACUUAUCUCGAUAAUUGUACAUCGAUUAUUCUGUGCAGUACAUCGCAAGGUCUCUAUUGUGAUUAUAGUAUAUGGGGAUCAUCCACAGUAGGUCAAUGCUUAUGCAAUUCGAGUUUUAUGUUUUGGGACGGUUCGACAUGUGCCAAUAAACUAUCAAUUGGUGGGAAAUGUACUACAACUACAGAAUGCAGUUCUGGAAAUGGUUUAUUCUGUAGUAACUACACUCAAUCCGUCGGUACCUGCGACUGUGAUAAAAAUCAUUUUUGGAAUACUACUUGCUUACAAAAGCAAUGGUUCAACACAAGUUGCACGUCAUCCUAUGUUUGUGAUGACAAUCGUGGUCUACAUUGUCAGGGCUUAGGUGGUGCUCUGUUUCAGAAAUGCGAUUGUUUUAACAUCAGUUUCAUUUGGAACUCAUUAUAUGUUACCAAUGGUUCGAACUCGUGCGUAUUGAAAAAGGGAUACGGUCAAUCAACGUGUUAUGGUGAUCUCGACUGUCAAGAUUACAAUUAUUUGAAAUGUUACAAUGGCACAUGUCUAUGCGCGUACUAUGAUUAUUGGGAUGGUAGUGUAUGUCAAGCAAAACAUAAUUAUUCAGUCGCAUGUCUUAAUACCACAUAUUGUCGAGAUUUUUCACCGGUUAAUUUAGUGUGUAUUUAUUCCACUCUGUCAAGUCCGCCUGGAUAUAUAUGUCUCUGCAAUUCAACAUCAUACUGGGAAGAGUGUACACAAACAUGUCUUAUCUCGAAAAAACGUCAUCAAUCUUGCACUCUAGUAAAGAACUGUACAACAAACGAGUGUGAUAAAAAUGCGAAUUUACAAUGUAUAAACGAUUCGGUUUCCAAUCAAACCGCAUCCGGUUGGUGUAACUGUACUAGUAUUCAGUGGUGGAAUGGAACAUAUUGUCGUGACAAAGGUAUACCAUCUUGGGGUAACAAUGCAAGUGCUGCAUGCAAUGCAACGUAUCAGUGUGCCGACUACAAUUUGGUGUCAUGCCCAUUCGGUUCAAGUUCAAUUGCGUCAGUUGCUACAUGCGAAUGUGCCACAACGAAGUAUUGGAAUGGGAUUACUUGUAUAGACCGGGUGCUGCUGUCCCAGACUUGUAUGGAUUGGACGACAGCGCCGGUGAAUACAUCCACGUGUUUAUCAGCCGCCGGAGCAGGUUUGGUGUGUAAUCAUACGCUGAAUUAUGGAAACGGAACAUUCCUAGGAGUGUGUGUCUGUCCGUCGGGUACGAAUUGGAAUUCGACAUUUUCCAUAUGUGCUGCUCCACCUGUUACACCAGGUUAA